Molecule: messenger RNA, 1398 nt
Organism: Lodderomyces jiufengensis
Lineage: Eukaryota; Fungi; Ascomycota; Pichiomycetes; Serinales; Debaryomycetaceae
Exons: 1
Coding region: 1-1398 (465 amino acids)
Molecular function (GO): protein binding
Source: RefSeq, a predicted model, not a curated record
AUGUUUAUAAAAGAUCAACCAGAUAUAAUACCGCCUUAUAAUAGAAACAACCCACAAUCAAAUACAGUAUACGAAGUAUUACUAAUAUCAUUUAUUACAACAUUAUCAAUAAUAGGAGUAUUAACAAUAACGGGACUAAUAGUAUAUUGUGUUCGUAGAAAUAGAAAUAUUUCAGAAGAUGAGUUAAGAAGAGAAGAAGAAAAUCAAGCAUAUUUAGAAUUAAAUAGUGAUGAACAAGAAUUAUAUUUCCAAUCAAAAGAUUAUUUAGCUAAUAAUCCUAUGAUUUGUGGUGAUUUAACAUUAUCUCAAAAUUUAUCAAUACAAGAAAAGGGUAUAUCAGCAUUUGAAUUUAUAAAAGAUUCAAUAUUAACAAAUAAUGAUUUAUUAAUUUUAAAUAAAUAUGAAUUAAAUUUUUUUAAAAAUUUUGAAUGUUCAUCACAAACAAAUUUACCAAUUCCAUUAAAAAAUGAAGUUUAUUACUUCGAAUCUAAAAUAUAUUCAUUACCAAAACCAGAAGACACUUUGAUAUCCAUAGGUUUAGCAAUAAAACCAUAUCCUUGGUUUAGAUUACCAGGUAGACAUAUACAUUCAAUAAGUUAUGAUUCUAAUGGGUAUAGAAGGUACAAUCAACCUUUUAAAUUCCAAACUGAACCUCCAUUUCCUUCUUUAGCAGAAGGUGACGUUAUUGGUGUUGGUUAUAGAACUAGAUCAGGUACUGUAUUUUUCACAAGAAAUGGUAAAAAAAUAAGUGAAUCAAAAUUAGGUGGUCAUAUAAAAAAUUUUAAAUUUUUAACAAAAGCUCAAAUUUUUCCUAUUGUUGGUGCUAAUGAUAUAUGUUCAGUUCAUGUAAAUUUGGGUCAAAGAGGAUUUGUAUUUAUUGAAGGAAAUGUUAAAAAUUGGGGGUAUGCACCUAUUGAAGGAACUGGUCCAUCACCACCUGCUUAUAAUAAAUUUAAUUCUGAUAUUUUGUUAGAAAGAAGUGAAAUAGAUGAUGAUGAUUUACAAGAUAGAAUAAAUGAUUUUCCUCCUGAUUUUUUUCAGUCUAAUUAUAAGAAUGAAACCAAUGGUAAUGAAGAAAAUAAAUUAAUACAAAGUUCAAGUAAUGAGAAUGAAAGAUUUAGUUAUAAUGCUUAUUCUGAAGUUAAUUCACAAGAUGAAAGAAUUACUUUAAAUAGUCUAGCACCUCCUAAUCGACCUCCAUCUUAUAAUGAAGAUGAAGGUGAAGAAGAAAUCGAUAAUGAAGCAGAGCAAGUAAAUGAAUCACAAGAUGCAGAACAAGUAAAUGAAAUACAAGAUGCAGAGCCCGAAAAUAGGAUAGAAGAAGUGGAAGAAGAAUUGGAGGAGGUGCAGGACACAAAUGAUGUUGAGGACGUUAGAAGUGAACAUUCAAAUACAUAA